Molecule: messenger RNA, 2184 nt
Organism: Eleginops maclovinus (Patagonian blennie)
Lineage: Eukaryota; Metazoa; Chordata; Actinopteri; Perciformes; Eleginopidae
Gene: st6galnac2
Product: ST6 (alpha-N-acetyl-neuraminyl-2,3-beta-galactosyl-1,3)-N-acetylgalactosaminide alpha-2,6-sialyltransferase 2
Exons: 9
Coding region: 142-1242 (366 amino acids)
Biological process (GO): protein O-linked glycosylation
Molecular function (GO): alpha-N-acetylgalactosaminide alpha-2,6-sialyltransferase activity
Source: RefSeq, a predicted model, not a curated record
AACAGCUUUUACCUGCUGAGGUGCAGACAGAUCACCUUGUCAUUAAAAAUGGACUUCAGCCUCACCUGAACGCACCUGGCUGCAACACCAUGACGAAGAACAAGAAGAACAAGAAGAACAAGAAGAACAAAACGUAGGAGAAUGAGAAGAUCCAUAAAGUUUAUUUUCUUCCUGUUGGGGACUUUAUGUUUUAUUAUUUGUAUCUUUUUAUAUUCUCAACAACAGAGCGACAGCAUUGAGUCUUUAGAUGACAAUCAGGUGGAUUGGAGUCUUGUCUCAGCGGGUGAUGAAGAACAAGAAGUGGAACAAAAAAUAGAAGCAGCAUGUUCUCUGAGGAAAGCUGUGAGGAAUGAUGUUCUUCUCCGAGAGAAGUUCAGGUUCUCCAUGUCAGUUCUUCAGUGGGUGCAGAGUUUAAAACCUGCCUGGGAACAUCUGAGGAAGCGAAACCCUCCGUAUGGCUGGAGGGGACUUCCUGUUGACGUUUUGGGCUCCACUCUCUCCCUCCUAAACAGCUCUCGUCUCUUCGAGCGAGGCUCACCUGACAGGUGUGUUCGCUGCGCCGUGGUGGGAAACGGAGGAAUUCUACGAGGGUCCCAACAGGGCAGGAACAUCGACAGCCAUGACUUUGUCUUCAGGAUGAACGGAGCGGUAAUCAGAGGUUUUGAAGAAGACGUUGGGACAAAGAUUUCCUUCUACGGAUUCACCACCAACACCAUGAAGAACUCGCUGGGCCGGUACCGAACUGACGGAUUCAACAGGAUCCCUCAGAGUCCGGAGAUAAACUACAUCUUCAUCCCUUCAGACCUCAGAGACUAUGUGAUGAUAGCGGCUGCUGUUCAGGGUCGGGUCGUUGGCUCAGGGAGGGACAGGCGGGACCGGCCCUGGGAAUAUUUUGGUCACAAACCAGCAGCAAACUUUAAGAUUCUCCAUCCAGAUUUUAUUUCCUACGUGACUCGCAGUUUUCUGCGGUCUCCGCUGCUGACUGACGUCAGGACUCGUCAUCUCUACAUGCCAAGCACUGGAGCUCUGAUGCUGCUGACAGCACUGCACACCUGUGACCAGGUUUCUGCAUACGGCUUCAUCACCAGGAACUAUGCAUCCUUCUCCGAUCAUUACUACGACUCCACCUUGAAGCCUCUCGGAUUCUUCUCCAACCACGACCUAUUGAUGGAGAGCCGGCUGUGGGAGGAACUGCACCAUCGGAGGGUCCUCAGGUUGUACCAGAGGGAGGGGGGCAACUGACGGGGGAGGACAUCCCACAUUUCAAAUGCUAAAAACAUCCAUUUCGGUAAAGGGCAACUAUAGGUGAAUAGGGUGAACAUUUAUCUAUCAGAAUGAAACCUCCCUGGUUGACUCACAGAAGGACAGUUCUUUUUUGCAAGUUUUCUAAAAUGUUAUGUUUAAAUAUUCAAAUGAGGCCUUAUCUAUGCUGGCCUUAAACUUGGAUGGUACUAAUAAAAUGUCCAGUUUAAUGUCAAAUUUUGUUUAGUCUUAAUCAUAAACUGUUUAAAAAGGCACCUUACAUUCGAUUAUUUAACAUUACAAUUUGAAUGAAUAUAAGCCUGAAGUAGCUUCAAUAAUGCAAGGUUUCCUUAUGAUAUUUAUCCUGCGUUUUACAAUAUACAAACAGUUCAAUAAUAUCUGCAACAUGCAUCACAAACAAGCUUGUACAAUAAUGAACUUUGUUUAAAAAGUUUGAUUUUAUAGCUCAUAAAUUGUAUAUAACACUGAUUUCAGAUGCAAUUAUCUUUUUUGUACAAAAGUAUUUGUAAGUAAUUGUUUAACUUUUCAAUUGUAAUCAUUUGAGAUUUUUGGUGAUUCUUUACUAAUAUACACAUAUUAAUAUGGAAACUUAGCUAAUGCAAACUUGUGUUUUUUACAUGAACUAUGUGAGAAUUGUAACUUUUUCUCUCCAUUUUAUUUACUCAGCUGAGCUCUGUAAAAGGUUAAUAUAAAAUAAAGGAAAAAAUAUAUAAUUUCUCUGUGGGACAUUAUCAAAAUGCUAUUCAUAUAUUCCCUUGUUCAAAUUGAACAACAACUGAAUAUAAAAAGGCACCCUCUCUGGAAAAGGAGAGAUUAAAUUAGGUGGGAGGGUCAUAUUUCAUUAAACUACACAACAAGGGCCAGAAAUAAACAGAAAAUAACUAACUGAUAUUUCAAAAUAAAAGCAAGACUUUGAUUGUU